Debaryomyces fabryi is the source of this 3285-nucleotide messenger RNA. RefSeq lists its product as uncharacterized. Lineage: Eukaryota; Fungi; Ascomycota; Pichiomycetes; Serinales; Debaryomycetaceae. The transcript has a single exon. The coding region runs from base 1 to 3285 and encodes 1094 amino acids. The record is from RefSeq and is a predicted model, not a curated record.
AUGAUCAAAAUCAUACGACCCAAUGUAAAGAUAAGGGUGUUAAACUUCCUGAGUUGUAUUCGCAUACUAUCACAGAAUCAUAAAAGAUACAUAAAAACUACCACGCCUUGUACAUAUAAAAGCAGAUUGGGGCUUUCAAAUAUAUUUAGUGCAAAUAACAUUGUUGACCCAGAUAGCGAUUCAGCUAAUGAUAUAAUUAAUGAGUAUAAUGAUUAUUCUAGCAUUGACGAUCUUCAAAUAAGAUUAAAAGAUUUCAUAAAAAGCAAGCCUGCAUUUGUAAAUGCCUACAAUGACUAUAAGAAGAGGGACCUAUCGUUGACUAGUCCGUUGGAUGAGAUUAAUAAAUUUAUUUUAGGUAGCCCUAAACCAAAUUUCCGGGCUAUAGUCAAUACUAAUGAGAAUAUGCCUCCGAAUAUAGGGAGUUUUAUAGAGAUUAUUAAUCACAGUACUUCGAGUGUCACAUUUGGUGUGGUUCUUGAAGGAUCACAAACGAAAUUCAACGAAAACUAUAAUAAGUUAUUGGUCUUGACAGUGGAUAAUAAAAUAGAAAAGAUAUGCCCACAAGAUGUUAGUUUUCAUUUUUUUCAAGUUCUCGAUUCACAGUUGAUUCAAAAUUUACAAGUUACUGAAAAUAGGCAUGAUGAUACUUUUAGAAAUCGCUUAGUCCUAGUGGAUAUUUUGAAGCUAUUUAUUCGACAAAGUCUUGAUCGUUUACAUAGGCUACAGGAUCCUAAUAAUAACCAGUUUUCAAUUGCAUUUUCACAGUACGCAACACCCUUUCAAAUGAAGAGUAUCUCAUUACCUGAGAUUUAUGAUUCAUUCAAAUUGCUGGAUCCUAUUUUGUCAGAUAUCAACAGUUCAUAUUAUAAUCAAGCUGCAUUUUUACUAAGCUGCCAUUUAGGAAUGAUAAACUCUCCAGAAAUGUGGUUGGUAACUUCGUGUUACGGAGUCAAUAAGCUAACUAAUCUUGUUAAAGAAAGCUGUUCAAAUCAGAUUAGUUCAGGUUCUCGCUAUUUUGUGAAUUCCAUUACAAAUAUGGAAUCUCUUUCAAAGAUCUUUGACGAUUUUGAAAAUCCAAUUUAUUUGGCUAAGUAUAACUCAUUUUUGUCUGCUCUCUAUGGAGAACAAACAUCGCAGAACCCUAAAUCAUUUGAUGAUUUGAAUGUUUACUUCAAUAUUUGGGAAGGUAAACACUUUGUGAAUAUUAUCACUGUUAUGAAGUUUUUCAUUAUUUAUCCACAUUCAUCAAUUAAAGAGAGCAUAGAGAGAUUGCCACUCAUGGGAGAUAAGAUCUCAGACCCAAGUACGAUUUAUAAGUUCCUUGAAGAUUUAAAAAUUUAUAAUAAUUGGCGUAAUCAAAUGACGGAUAUAUACCUUUCUGCAAAUAUAAUGGGCAAGUCCCAAUUAUCACAACUAUCUAUAUCAUCAGCUAAUGAUUUAUGCUCAACUUCAACUCAGAAUGAGCUGCACAAUUUUUUAAAUCAGAAAAUUACUGACAAAUUCACUCACUUAAGAAAAUCCAAAGUUUAUUAUCAAGAUCAUAUUGUUUACGGAUUGCCUUUUGGCAAAUCGGUUAAUUCAAAACAGAAACUGUCUAUGCUAGGCGUAUCGUUGGAGAAAAUAAAUUCUAGAAAAUAUUUGAUAAAUAUUCAUAUACCUGACUUGAUCACCAAACUUUCACCUAGCAGUAAUUUAUUCGAUGAAAUUUCAUCUUCUAGUUUAAAUAUGAAGAGUUUAGCGAAGUUGAUUAAUGAUUCGAAAAUAAACAUUUUUGAUCAGGGCUUAAUCGAUAGUUUAAGUUUUCCGGAUCAAAAUUUACAGGCGAAUUCUGAUUGGUUUUCAGUUGGUGAUGCAAGCAAUAAGUAUAGUUCGAUCGCAACUUCAAAUGAUAAUGUAACGUGCAUGACUGUUUCAUUUGUUUACAAUAAGUAUGAAUCGAAUCCAUUUCUGGAUUUAGAAGAAAAGAUUUCUUUUUCUUUUGAUUCAUUGAGUAAAGUACUGAUAAAAAAUAUUGAUUGGAAUAAACUUGAAAAUUGCUUAAAUGGCGUUACUGAAGUUUCCCCUUUCACAUUGUUUAAAGAAAGAGCGAAACGUUCACAAGAUAAAAGCAAUGUUGAAUUAGAUGACGAUGACAUUCACAAUAUGAAUUUUAUUUUUAAUGUAAUGAAAAGUCAUAUUAAAAUACGAAAUCUAGAUGGUGCCUCAAAUGUUGAUCCAUCUGUUACAUUCCAAAAAAAUGACUCAAGCAAUCUUUUGAAAGAAUUGAGUAUAGUGAACAAAUAUGAGGACCACGAAAAGGUAAUCACCAAGAUCGAAUCUAAGUCAAUUGAAAGUCAGCUAGAAUUGUCUAAAUCAAGAUUUUUUAUUAAUGAAAUAGACAAAUUUGUUGGAAAAAUAACAUCAAGAUAUUGCUUAAUGAAUGAGAUUCCUAUCUUUAACCACCAUCAAGAUAUUCUUGAAUCUUUAAACGAAGAGCUGAAUCCAGAACUAAGUAUGAAUAAGGAAGCGACGGAUUUGAAGGAUGAGGCAUAUAUUUCUCAUAAUAAUUUAUUCUUGCCGAAUUAUCAUUCGAAUUCAUACUUUCAAACGUUGAUAGCGAGAGACUCGUCUGGAUAUGUUUCAAUGAGUGCAUAUUUAAUUGGUUUGAAUUAUUUGACCAAGCGUAACAUAGAAGUUUUCACAGACGAGAACUUGCGCUUUUUACCAUUGGGAUUACACGAUGGAUAUGUUAAAAUGUUUGGAGUGUUUAGCAAUUACGAAGUUUUGUUGAAUCAAUUUCAAAUCUUGUCUCAUAUUCAACAAUAUUUUCAAGGUAACAAUUUAUCAUUCUUCAAGGAUAAGGAGUAUUCUGCCAAUAUUAGACAGUUCAGUUAUUUGAAAAGAUACGGUUAUACACUAAAUGGACCUUUAUCAUACGAAGCAUUAAACAAUCAAUUAGAUAAAAUAUCAGACUCCUAUCAAUUAUGCGACCACUUGGGAACAGUGCAUAAGCAAUUUUGGACUUUGAAAUUGCUUGAGCAAAGGCUACUUGAAGACAAUUCUAUGGACUCAGGAAUAGCCGGUAUUACCUAUGACUGCAUAAUCACUCGUGCAGGUUAUGAAAUACCGUCAAUUUCCAAAAAGAUCGCUAGAGGUUACUGUUCUCAGUUGAAUAUUGAGACUGACAUUAUGCUUCCUCUUGAUAGGGAAGCAACAAUCGGAAAUCAAAUUAUUUGUGACAAAGUAAUGUUCUUAGAUCCUAUUAGAGGUCACUGUGUCCUAAGAGAAUCAGGGCUACUCCACUAG